AUGAUUCAAAUUGUUAUAUUAUUUUUAAUAACUUUAGUAUUUGCUGUUUAUCUUAAAUGUUUUUCACCUUUAAAAUUAUAUUGUAAAAAAAACAAAAAAAACACCAAGAAUCAUAAUAGCAAAGGCACCUAUUCACAAAAUACCCCAUCACCACAAAAUGCUGUUUCUUUGACAUCCUAUCUUGAACAAAGACUACGUCAAGAAUCUUCCUAUCCAUAUGUAGCCCAAAAUAGCCCACCAGUUCAACAUUCCCAAUAUUAUAAGAACCAACCACAACAAAGUUUUAUGAAUUCACCUCCACCACAAUCAUUCAAUUCCCCACCAAUUCAAAAAUCACAACAUUUUUAUAAUCAACCACAACAAAAUUAUAUGUUUUCGCCUGCACCACAAUCAUUUAAUUCUCAACCAGUUCAACAAUCACAAUACUAUUAUAACCAACCACAACACGGUUAUAUGUAUUCACCUGUACCACAAUCAUUCAAUUCCCAACCAGUUCAACAAUCACAAUACUACUAUAACCAACCACAACACGCCAACCACAACAAAUGCAUAAUAGAUAUUAAUGCUUUAUAUUCAUUUUAUGAUCCAUUUUAUGUAAAAAAACAUCAACAACAAGGAUCAGGCUAUAGUAGUACAGGUGCACCAUUAAAAUAUCAACAACACUUUAAAACAGAGGGAAAUUACAUUUUCACAGGCAAACAACAAUCAUUUACCCCAUCGCAAAAAUUUUAUAGUAAACAAUCAUCCGUUUAUCACCAAAUUAAUAAAUCAAAAUCAUGUCAUUCAAUGGGUACAUCAAGAUCAUUCAAUAUCCCGAAACCACAAUACAAUGAAAACAAUAAAGUCGAAGUUAUUCAAUCCUAUUCACCAUUUGAUAAAUAUCAUUAUAUUUGCCCUGGCCAAGCAACUAUAAUUGAACUCAAAUCGUUUGAAUAG
Molecule: messenger RNA, 936 nt
Organism: Dictyostelium purpureum
Lineage: Eukaryota; Evosea; Eumycetozoa; Dictyosteliales; Dictyosteliaceae
Exons: 3
Coding region: 1-936 (311 amino acids)
Source: RefSeq, a predicted model, not a curated record